CCUUUCAUCCUUUUAUCAUUAAAAAAAACCCUAAAGUCCUCCUCGCAUUUCUCCCUCAGCUCUCAACACUGCCGCCCGCCCCCUCCCCCCAUCUGCUUUUCCACCUCUCCCUCUGGUGCAGCUGCGCGCAUACCGCCUUCCCUUCCGCCAAUUAUCCCUUUGCUCUUCAGGCUACCGACGUCGUUUCUGCGUCCGCUGGUCCUGGUUGCCUCUUCGCGUUUCUCCGCCGCUUCCUCUGGUCCUCGUCACUGCUUCCGCUGUCCAGCGCUUCUGCCGUCCAGUGCUCCUCUCCGCUGCUCCUUUUCUUCAAUCACGCCGCCGCUGCUCCUUGCCACGUCAUCAUUCACUGCAGGGUCUCUCUUUUGUACCAUUUUCUGCAUCAUGGCUUCCAACGUCCAUCAUCCAAAGAUUGAGGAUAGCUUCCAUGACGAAGGGUCUGCUGAGGAAGCAAAAAUUGCCGGUAGCGAACAGGCUGAAGAUAAGGACCACAAGAAAGGAAUCCAAGAUCCGGAUAAAUACCAAGAGGAGUUGGUAAACAAAUACGACAGGCAGUUUAAAGAAAGCGAUGGUUUUGAAUACGACUAUUGGCCUGUGAAAAUGAAUUGGCUUGGUCUUGGUCAACGCAUCCAUCUCCAAAAGGAUACUGUGUAUGCUGAACAGGUCAAAGAGGCCCUUGACUUUGCUAUUAGGAAACAGAAUGAAAAGGGGGCAAAUCUUGAAGUCGAUGAAAUUCUUAUAGCAACCUGUUUUAGACCUUUUCUGUAUUACAUAACUUUUAGAGCCAAAAACUUGACUACGAAGGAAACCAGAGAGUAUCAAACUAGGGUCUUUUGGGAUCCAUUUACCCGUUCUGACGCUGAUGCUAAUGUCGAGCUUUUCAGGUUCAGAGAAGAAAAAAAAGAGGAGGCUGAGAGCUGCAGCAAUUAGUUGACAAACCCUGGGUGGAGUUUUGAUUCUUCAUUUUGUAAGCAUGCUUUCUUUUACGAGAACUCUAGGAAGGUUUGACUUUUGUAGUUAGCUGGACUUUCCAUAUAUGGUUUCUUCUAGUUCUUUUUUACGAUACUAUGCUAUAGUAUGGUAUGGUAUAGUAUGUCGUGAAUAUUACUGAAUUGUUUAAAGGUUUAUGUCAAUUAAUACUCAUUAUCAAACCUUUGAUUGUGAUUUGAUAUUAAUGAAUUUUUGGUUUAUGGGGUA
Messenger RNA from Manihot esculenta (cassava), 1194 nucleotides. RefSeq lists its product as uncharacterized. The record is from RefSeq and is a predicted model, not a curated record. The transcript has 5 exons. Lineage: Eukaryota; Viridiplantae; Streptophyta; Magnoliopsida; Malpighiales; Euphorbiaceae. The coding region runs from base 382 to 927 and encodes 181 amino acids.